Molecule: messenger RNA, 1101 nt
Organism: Aspergillus puulaauensis
Lineage: Eukaryota; Fungi; Ascomycota; Eurotiomycetes; Eurotiales; Aspergillaceae
Gene: pex14
Product: putative peroxisomal membrane anchor protein (Pex14)
Exons: 5
Coding region: 1-1101 (366 amino acids)
Biological process (GO): protein import into peroxisome matrix, docking
Cellular component (GO): peroxisomal importomer complex; peroxisomal membrane
Molecular function (GO): signaling receptor binding
Source: RefSeq, a predicted model, not a curated record
AUGGUUCGCGAGGAGUUGAUCUCCUCUGCUGUGACAUUCCUGCAGGACCCGUCUGUCGCCUCGGCUCCGAUUGAGAAGAGAGUAUCUUUCCUACAAUCGAAGAACCUCACAAAAGAAGAGAUAGAUGUAGCUCUCGCUCGCGCCGGCGAGGACCCGUCAGUGGCCGCUGCAGCAUCGUCAGCAGCAUCGGGGUAUCAAUCCCCACCACAGCAAGCGGUCUACCAGCCUCCCCCUCCACCACCACAAGGAUAUGGCUAUCCUCCAUAUGGCCAGUGGCAACCUCCUCCCCCCGAGCCGCCGAAACGGGACUGGCGCGACUGGUUUAUAAUGGCUACAGUCAUGGGAGGAGUUGGUUAUGGCCUUUACUUUGUAGCAAAGCGAUACAUUUCGCCUCUCAUCGCACCGCCGACUCCACCGCAAUUGGAGCAGGACAAGCAAAAUAUCGAUGAGCAGUUUUCUCGGGCCUUCGCUUUGAUUGAACAGCUCUCCACGGAUACCGCCGCGCUAAAGACGGCCGAAGAAGCCCGUACCGAAAAAUUGGACGUUACCUUGCGAGACAUAGAAACGCUGGUUGCCGACUUGAAAACUGCUUCGCGACGGCGAGAUGAUGAGACUCGUCGUAUCAAUGAUGAGGUUAAUGCACUAAAGGAUGCCAUUCCAAAGGCGCUUGAAGGUGCCCGAGAAGGCAACGAGAACCGCCUACGGGAACUCGGGACUGAAUUAAGGAGCUUGAAGACACUUCUGGGUAAUAGACUUGGCGGAGGUGCUGCGUCCUCGCCGGUCACCGCGAAGGUGCCUGAUACCACUGCGGCUAGUACCUCUGAGUCCACUUCAUCUUCAGCUCUUCCUGCAAGCUCAGCCCUGCCAGCCAGCAACGCCGCUACCCCCGCUACACCCCAAACUGAAACCGCCUCUGGAGCAGCACAAGCGACCCAGACUCCGAGCACCGACGCUAACAACCCCCUGUCACGAUUCAGCAAAUCACCCUCAAUUCCCGCCUGGCAGUUGGCCGCCGCAAACCGAUCCAAGCCCGCAUCUCCCUCCGUCGAGCCUGCUAGUGAAGAAUCUACCAACAACCAGUCGAGCGCGCCCGCCAGCUAA